UGCGCCGAUUACAUCAGAAUUCGUUUUGCCGGAGCCGGUUUAGUAAAAAAGUGUUUCUAGUAAUACCCUGAGGCCGAUGGCAUCGAAGAAAAGUGAUGCCGGAGCGCCUGGACAGCCCAACCCGACUCCACCGAUACCGAAUGCGGUGAUCGAUCGCGGUGACCGCGAUGGCGAUGGGAAACAGUGGGGCUAUGAUCUGUACCCGGAACGGCGUGGUGAAAAGUUUAAACCCAGCUGGGGUCGCGUGCUGCUCGGUAUGGAAGGAACAGAAAAUCUGGACAAAAUCAAGUGCGAGCGGAACGUGUAUGCUUGCGUGAAAAAGAGCCCCAUGGUAAAGCUGAUGAUGGGAGCCCUCAAGAGCUCGGGAUGCGAGAUCGACAUUCGGAGGCAUAUAGCGUGCGAAGUGUGCGACAGUUCGGUCAGCGGUGGCUACGAUCCUGUGCUGAACCAGGUGGUCGUCUGCCAGAACAUCGCACGUAACGAGGGCAUCGUGCAAGGCGUACUGACACACGAAAUGAUCCACAUGUUCGACUACUGCAACAAUGAUUUGGACUUUAAAAACAUCGAUCAUCUAGCGUGCACGGAAAUUCGGGCCGCCAAUCUGACGCACUGUUCCUUCCUGAGCGCCUGUACGCAGGGUGAUGCUUCACCGUUCAAAAUCCGGCAAGCGCAUGCGGAUUGCGUUAAAACGAAAGCACUCGCCUCGGUGCUGGCGGUGCGUAAGGUAACGCCGGAAGAGGCCAUCGCCGCGGUCGAGCGCGUCUUUCCAAAGUGCUACAACGACCUGGAACCGAUCGGGCGCCGGAUACGGCGUAACUCAAAGGAUAUGUACAAAGCGUACAUGGAAGGGCCGAUGUAUGGGUACGACGUAGACUAGUCUUGACGGUAAGGGUUCGGCAUAUUGUUUUAAGCAUUUAUUGAUGCAAUAAAUAGUUACAGCGAUAAAGGUGUACAGUAGCUAA
Messenger RNA from Anopheles aquasalis, 962 nucleotides. RefSeq names its product mitochondrial inner membrane protease ATP23 homolog. Lineage: Eukaryota; Metazoa; Arthropoda; Insecta; Diptera; Culicidae. The record is from RefSeq and is a predicted model, not a curated record. Gene Ontology annotation, biological process: mitochondrial proton-transporting ATP synthase complex assembly; mitochondrial protein processing. Gene Ontology annotation, molecular function: metalloendopeptidase activity.